UUCAUAUAUUUUCCCUUCAUAUUUCUCCCUUUUAUACAUUUCCUCUUCAAAUUUUCCCCCCUUGUAAAGAUUCCCCUUAAAAUUUCCCCCCUUAUAUAUAUUUCCCCUUCAUAUUUCCCCCUUAUAUAAAUUUCCCCUUGAAUUUUCCCCCCUUUUAUAUAUUCCCCCCCACCCCCCCUUCCUACCUUUCCCCUCCUCUCCCCCCCCCAGCUCCGUCCCCCCCGCAGCGGGUGCGCGGAGGGAUGAGCAGCGGGCUGGUGCUGCGCGCCCCGCUCCCCGAGGACGCCUCGGCGUUCACCCCGCUCAAGCCCGUCACCAUGUCGGGGGAGCCCGGCGAGGACGCCUCCGUCUUCGAGGACAUCAAGCCGCCCGCCCGGGCCCUGGACAACCCUCCCGACCUGGCGCAGCUGCACCCCAUGAGGAUGGAACAGCGGAUGCCGCUCAUUCUUGAGGGACGAUCUGAAAUGGAUAAGUACCUCUCCAGCCAGGUGCCUCCCAUCCCCAUGAUGCCAGACAAGAAAUACCGCCGGGAGAGCGCCUCAGUGGUGGAUGAGUUCUUCUCAGCCGAGAAGCCCAGUUCCACGCCGUACAGCGUGAACAUCAACGUGAUCCUGCCCGACACCACGCACUUGCGCACUGGACUUUACCGGCCCCCCAAGCCCAUGACCCCGUUCCCACAGAUCAAGACGGAGCCCGGCACCAGCUUCGCCCAGCCCUGCUCCUCCACUGCGGGCUCCACGCAGACCCUGCCUGACUUCACCAGCGUCUUCAGCAUGCCCCAGUCCGUGGCAGUCAACAACAUCUUCAUCAAGCAGGAGAUGCCUUCUGAGAUGCCGCUGUCCAGCAGCCCGCAGCAAGCCCAGCUUUACCAGAUGCCUCUUGGCAGUGGCACCACUGACCUUACCCCGCUGACACCCUCCUCCAACAGCACCACAGCCAUCAACAGUCUCAGCGGUGUCACCAUGUCCACAGGUAACGCCAUGUCCAGUGUGCUCCACAGACCUGUCCAGCCAGGAGGGCCAGUUAAGCAGUACCCACAUGUCUCCCAAGGACAGGGAAACUUCAACAUCUCAGGGCAGUUCUACCCCGUGCCGGGGGUGAACCUGCCCCCUUCGCCCCCCAACUCGCAGCCUGGCAGCCCAGAAAAUCAACCAGAGCUCAUCAACACCAUCUCUCCCCCACCAUCCUAUGAAGCCACUUUUGGACUGAAGCUGGUCCAGUCAUCCCAGGUCCCCCCAGUCCCCAACAGCCUUGGGACCCUCUCCCAAGGGCACAUUGUCAUGCAGCCCCCCAAAUACAACAGACGCAACAACCCUGAGCUGGAGAAAAGGAGGAUCCACCACUGCGAUUACCCAGGUUGCACAAAGGUUUAUACCAAGAGCUCCCACCUGAAGGCGCACCAAAGGACUCACACAGGCGAGAAGCCCUACAAGUGCACCUGGGAAGGCUGCGACUGGCGCUUCGCCCGCUCUGACGAGCUGACCCGGCACUACCGCAAGCACACGGGUGCCAAACCCUUCAAGUGCAUGGCCUGCGGCCGGUGCUUCUCCCGCUCCGACCACCUGGCCCUCCACAUGAAGCGGCACCAGAACUAGGGGCCACCUCCAUCGCCACGUCUCCGAGAGCAGCUGGGGACUCUUCUCCGAGGGGACCUCUCCUCCACUUGUACAUAGGAACAACCCCACGCUGUGAUCAACCGGCAGGGCAGCGGGCGAGCCCCGUCCCCGCUGUUCCUGGUUUUAAAAGAAAUCUUAUUAAAAAGAAUGAUAAUUAGACUGAUCUUGCGAUGAGGCUCCCUGCAGCACUGGGGCGAUGGGCCUUGGAUGGCAAAGGGCUUUCUUCCAGCAAACCUGCUAUUUAUUUGUCACUCGGGAGCAGCUGUCCUUCGCGUCUUGAGCUCGUGGGGACAUUUUGCCCCUCUCGGGUGGUGCCUCUGGGGAGCCCGAGGAGGGCUGGGAUGGGCUGAUGGGCCUGGAAGGUGCCACCACUGGUGACACCCUCUUGGACUGCCCCAUGUCAUGGCUGUGGAUGGCACUGGUGACGUGCAGGGGCCCAGGGCUGCUUGGGUUGACAACCCCAGUGUCUCUGGGGGCAUGGAAGAAAACUAUGAAGUACUGACCUGACGUGCCUUCAAGCAAGGGACGGCGCAGAAGCGGGUGACAAAAGCUCUGUCCCAUCGAGCCCACCCGUGGUUUGCUGGCUACCAGCUCGCUUGGGGCUGUGAGUGUCUGCCCUGCUUGGCCAGGUUUUCUGGUUGUGUCCUUAGCAUUUCCACUUCCAACAUGAAAUGUGACUCCAGGAGACUCUGGGAGGACCAGGGUGGGUCUUGGAGCAGAAAACCCACCCGUAAGCCCUGGCUUCCCAGAACAUGCCGUGCCUUUUCUCUAGCAGGCAGGUUCUGCCCCUGCCUUGACCACGCACACGAAGACCCAGUUGUUGCCAAUCACGCUGAUUGUGCGCUGUCACCAUUUCACCAAGUUCAGACAGAAAGGGAAGAGGAAAAAAAAAACAAGAGUCUUUGAAACAAAUUCCAAUAAAUCCUGCUGUUCAGACUGUGGUCGUGUUACCUACCUCACUGGCUCCCUGCCCCGGGCUCUGCAAGGCACCGUCCUCCUCUUCCUUGGGUGCUGUGAUGCAUGGGGCACAUCAGCUCCUCUUCAAAGCCUACCAGGGGUGAAGCAUGGGCAGAACAAGGACCAGGCCAUGCCAGUUUAACCAGCAGCCAUGGAGGUAAUAAAUAAAUCAGGAACAAACUAAUGGGCCCGGCGUGUUCAACAGAAUAUUGAUUUCCACCCCCCACCAACUCGUCUCUUGUUCUUCCUUGAACAAAUUGAAGGGACGUGUGGAUGGAUGUGCCUCCUUGCCAGGAACCACACCACAGCAUCUUCAGGCAAUGGAAAUGUGAAGGAAAGGGCCCCAGCUGCAGGUUAGCCAAAAUCCAUGGCCAGGUUCCUGGUGGCCUUUUGCCUUCGAUGAAUGAAGCUGGUCCCACCUGCGGCGCACGCAGCCGGUCUGCCGUGCCAGGAGGAAGAGGUUGCAGCUUUUGGGAUGAUGUGGCCGGGACUGGCAGUGGUGAGGUCUUUGUGUGAACACAGCUUCAUCCUCCUCCCGUCCCGUGGUACCCAGCAGGUAGGGAUGGAGGGGUGAAACGCACCCCGACGCUCUGAAUUGGCAGGUGACUUGCUAUGUAGGUGAGUGGAGAAGGCUUCCCAGACCUCGGUGCUGAGGCUGGGAACGGGCUCGUCCCCUCUCCACCUUGUAGGCUGUGGGGUCUCUGCCUGCACUGGGGUCUGGGAGGAGCACUGUUUUCCCCUCUAGCUUCUAUUUGGAGACCCACAGAGCAGGGUCAGGGCGGAUGGGGAAGUCCUUGCCUAUAGAAACCCCCCUCCGGCACAAACACGGCCGUGUUUCUCCUUUCUUGAGUGGGUUGAGCUCACCACAAAGGAAUCCAGGGUAGUGCAGGAGAUGCCCCAGCCAGCCGCUGCCGGUGUCUGCAGGCUCGGUGGGGCUGGUGGGAACCCAACACUGCUGUGCUGGGACCUGCCAGCACCCACCCCGCUGCCGGCACCCGUCCAGUCCUGUCCUCGUCCCCCUGCUGCGCGCUGUGACCGCCAGCCUCCAGGCGAGGCUGAACCUCCCAGCAGGGUGAUCCCAACGGCAGGGCAUGGGGUCGACCCAGUCACCUCAUGUGCCCUCCUAGAGGAGUUUCAUUGCCUCCCCUUUUAUUUUGGGGAGAGAAACCUGCAGCCACCACCACUUCCAGUUCUUGGGGCACAAAACCCAUUUGCUGGCAAAGAGCAAAAGACAAACCAAGCAACAGGCAGCUUUAAGUCUUAGGGGAAUUUGGAAUAAUUUUCCUGAUGAUCCUGUACUUUUAUUUUUUAUUUUUUAACUACAGAAAAAAAUGCACCUGCUCAUCCUCACAUAGAUAUACAUAUAUAUAUAUUUGUUGUAUUUGAGAUUAUUUUGAUGGGGGGAUGGCAGGGGAAGAAGUGUCUUAACGAAAACCCCACCCCUGUGCAGCUCUGCACCUCUGGUCCGCAUGCAAAAUGCCGCCAUGCAAAUGUUUUACUAGUGCAAAGGCAAUGCUUAACAACAAAAAAAGACUCCAGAGCAAUGCCUCGGCUUUUAUUCCCCUAUUUCUGCCUCCAACCAUGCAUUUGGUGCUGCCUGUGAGCCCCAGAAGCUGGGGCAGGUGGGAGGGGUACAGAGGGAGGGCUCGCAGGUGGCACUGGGGAAGGUUUGUGACCCCGGGGGUCUUCUCCUGUGACUUUUCCAUGCUUUGUGCAGAACAAACCUGGCUUUUGGCAGCCGGGAGGCGCUUGUAUCAUAGCAGAAAAAGGCUGUAAAUAGGAAAGCACUGCAUCGCUUGGCGGGGCUGUGCGGGCUGGACUUGAUCGUUCACUGCCCGAGAUGAGCACAGCGAGAAAAAAUGUUUGGGACCUGGAAAACUUGGGUAGAAGGUUUAUUUUUCCGGUGAUGCUUUUUGUUUGUUACACAGCCCCCCAACUCCGAAACUCCCCUACAACUUUUAAUCUAUCUAAUAUUUUGUAAUAAAAUUUUAUCACA
Molecule: messenger RNA, 4569 nt
Organism: Cygnus olor (mute swan)
Lineage: Eukaryota; Metazoa; Chordata; Aves; Anseriformes; Anatidae
Product: Krueppel-like factor 5
Exons: 5
Coding region: 243-1595 (450 amino acids)
Biological process (GO): regulation of transcription by RNA polymerase II
Molecular function (GO): DNA-binding transcription factor activity, RNA polymerase II-specific; RNA polymerase II cis-regulatory region sequence-specific DNA binding
Source: RefSeq, a predicted model, not a curated record